Molecule: messenger RNA, 2360 nt
Organism: Thamnophis sirtalis
Lineage: Eukaryota; Metazoa; Chordata; Lepidosauria; Squamata; Natricidae
Source: RefSeq, a predicted model, not a curated record
GUCAAGGCUAACCCGUAUGGGAGGCUGCUUUUGUAUUUUAGAGGAAGGGGAUUUUGUAUUGCAGAUCACCUUGCAGUCGAUGAGGUUUGGGGUACUUAAAGAGAGCCGGGAAAACGGCGUUGCAAGUUUGCCACGAAGAGGGAGAUAGGUACACUCCAAAGACCCGAGUUCUUAGUAACAGCGUUAUUGGACUGAGCCUCUGCAGGGUUUGAUGGAAGAGCGAGCGAGCGAGCAUUUUAUCAAUGGGAAGGUUUCGGCAAAUGAGGCUGAAGAUGUGAGCGGAGCAGCUGGAGGUUUAGUUCUCACAGAGACAUACGCGGACAUUGAAAGGGUAGGAAACUCUCCGAAUGAAUAAAAACAGCUCCUCUGUUCAUGGGCAGAGUGCAUUUUACCUCUUUAUUGCUGAGUAACUACCUACAGAAACCGAGCAGAAUAGCCUUCCACGAGGAGACGUUGAUAAUUACUGAUUCAGCCGUGGAAGUCCUAGAACUGUGGUUCUUAGAAUGGCAUGGAAUUACUGACUGCUAAAUGUGCUUUUUUAAAAAGAAACCCACCAUUUUAAAAUACAAGGUAUUGUUUUAGAGAAUACCAUUUCUGUCGGAAGACCAAAGGAAAUACUAGAAGAAUUAAUCAUGUGACUGAGAAUUUGAGCUGCUUGUCAGAUGGUGUUUUCAAGUCAGCAGAAAUGGAACCACUGAAUGGAACAGAUGGCCAGCCAGAAGAACAAAGCAAGACAGAACCACCUCUGAAAAGUGUUGAAGUGUCUCCAUACCAUCGCUGGGUGACCUGGUGGAAUGGGAUGACAACAAGUGGAAAUCUGUAUCUCUUUAUCCUCUCCCUGUUCUUGGUUUUCUUCUUUAUGUUUUGGUGUGGUGGAUGUGAGACAAUCCCAGCAGUUCAGGAUAUUUUGGCUGUCUUGUCCAAACUUGUUCAUCCAUCACAACUGUUGGAUUCCAAUUCUAACAAGAAUCUGAUCAGAGAUGAAGGUAUCACGGUGUCUUGCCUCAUGCUGUCUGUCUUCUCCCUUGGCUUGCUACUCGUAGCAACAUUGGUUUGGCAUCUUGUGAAAGCUCCUCCAGAUCCCUCAUUUCCCCUCCAAGAGGACAGGCGACAGUCUGUAAGCCGUCAACCAUCGUUCACUUAUUCUGAAUGGACAGAAGAUAAAAACGAUGAUGACUUCCUUGAUUUAGAUCCUCUACCAGAGUCACCAGUUUUUGACUGUGUGAUGGAUAUAAAAGCAGAAACAGAUCCAGCAACUCUUACAGUUAAAUCUGUAGGGCUGCAGGAAAGGCGAGGUUCAAAUGUUUCGCUCACGUUGGACAUGUGUACUCCUGGCUGUACUGAACAAGGGUUUGGCUAUAUCAUGUCUCCCAAGGAUGAUUCAGCUCAAGAAUACCUUCAGACAGCAUCAAACAUUCUCACAGAAGAGGAGCUGCACCAGAAAGCUUUAGAUUCUUUUGUUCUUCAGACAGAAUUUUUUGCAAUUCCAAUGAACUUUAUUGAUCCAAAGGAAUAUGACAUUCCAGGUUUAGUCCGAAAGAAUCGUUACAAAACAAUUCUCCCUAAUCCUCACAGCAGGGUGUGCCUUACCUCAGAUGAUGAAGAUGAUCCUCUCAGCUCUUACAUUAAUGCUAAUUACAUCAGGGGCUAUAGAGGAGAAGAAAAGGUGUACAUUGCUACUCAGGGACCCAUAGUUAAUACUGUCAGUGAUUUCUGGAGAAUGGUAUGGCAGGAGCAUUCUCCAAUCAUUGUCAUGAUUACCAAUAUAGAAGAGAUGAAUGAGAAAUGUACAGAAUACUGGCCAGAAGAACAAAUUGCCUAUGAAGGAAUUGAAAUUACAGUUAACAGAGUCAUACAAGCAGAUGAUUAUCGGUUAAGGCUUAUUACCCUAAAGUGCAGGGAUUGGGAGAACAGGCUGUUUUAUUGCUACCAGCAUUUGCUGCAAACAGUGGAAAAAUGAGAGCAUGGUUGAUAUACUCAGAACAACUUGCCAGCUACGGUUAGACAGGGGAGGAAUGAUCCAGACUAGUGAACAAUAUCAGUUUGUCCACCAUGUCAUGAGCUUGUAUGAAAAGCAAUUCAUUAGAGCAUCAGCAGAAGAAUGAAGAUUCAGAAUCAUUUAUUAUGAUGAAGACCAAGGGAACUCUGAUCAGAAUCCCAUGUACGACCGAGCUGAGAAGAUUUCAGAAUUUCAGAGCAGAAGAUAUUUAUUUAUACAUAUAAAUAUAAAUAUAUAUAUAUAUAGUUUUACUUUCAUAUUGCUUUAUUUUGCAUUCGAGAAUUAAGAUACUGCUUUUUUUCAACAUGUGACAGGGUGAUAUCUUCACUUUAAAAAUAAAAAUUCCUGUUUAUACUGUAAA